Molecule: messenger RNA, 957 nt
Organism: Castor canadensis (American beaver)
Lineage: Eukaryota; Metazoa; Chordata; Mammalia; Rodentia; Castoridae
Source: RefSeq, a predicted model, not a curated record
GAAAUGGUCUCCAGUUUGGCGUUGCAGAUGUCACUUUAUUUUAACACUUACUUUUUCCCACUUUGGUGGGUGAGCUGCCUUAUGAUGCUUCACGUGAAGUACUCAAUCCUGCCUGAUUACUACAAAUUCAUUGUGAUCACUGUUAUCAUCCUAAUAACCUUGAUUGAAGCCAUCCGGUUGUACCUGGGCUAUAUGGGUAACUUACAGGAGAAGGUUCCUGAAUUGGCUGGCUUUUGGCUUUUGAGCCUUCUGCUGCAAUUGCCUUUAAUUCUUUUCUUGCUCUUUAAUGAAGGCCUAACGAAUCUGCCCUUGGAAAAAGCGAUACAUAUCAUCUUCACUAUCUUCCUUAUUUUCCAAGUUAUUUCAGCAUUUCUUACCUUAAGGAAAAUGGUCAAUCAGUUGGCAGUUCGUUUCCACCUCCAGGAGUUUGACCAACUCUCUGCAAACAGGGGAGACAUAAGAAGGAUGAGGUCAUGUGUAGAAGAGAUUUGAUUCAGUGCUGUUGAGUAAAAAUCUGAAAGAGAUUCUACAAGACUGCAAGAAUUGGGAAAAUAUCAGAGAUCCAGCAUGACAAAAGGGACAAAGCAAGUGUUUUGAGAUGUAUACUAUCUAGCUCUAAAAUUGCCAGGUUGGGGGCAAUGAUGACUUCAUACAGUACAUGAAAGCAGUAUAUGAACCUUAAAACCUAGAUGUUGUUCACCUGAAGCUAAAUUCCUUAUUUUUUGAUGUUGUUGACUUUUUCAGGUAUGCAGAAAUCUGUCUACUGGUAGUUGUAGUUCACCAGUUCUACUGUAAUAUUUUGAGUUAUAACCUGUAACUUGAAAUGUGUACAUUUCUUUUAAACUUGUCAGUUGUCCAGAUCUUGGCUGUACAUCUGACCAAGUUUCUAGAAGCACAUGGAAAUGUUUGGUAGUCCAUAUGCUUGUGUAUUAGACUAUAUUUACAAACCAAGAGACC